UCUCGUUAUUAUUAAUUAUCUAGGUAAUGAAGUGUACUUGGUAACUUGUUUGGAGAUUUUGGCAUGCGCAUCAUCUAGGUCCCCCAAAAAUAAUGGUUAUGGGUAUGCGCAAAAGCUCAGAGUUCAUCCUAAGCUUCUUGAGUUAUCUCUUUCAGACCUGUCCACAAUGGCCGAGUGCCGCAAGUCUGAGCCGUUGUUCUUUAAACGCUCUUCUUUGGCGCAAAUAGAUACGGCACACAGAGUAUGUAUGGCUACUCUCUUGCUAAUAACGUCAUCCGUGGCUGUUGCCUCUGACUUGUUCUUCUGCGGCGUCAUCAAACCCGUAUUGGAGUCGUUCACGGGUUUGGGUUGCAACCCUUCCAACCACUACGGAACAGCAGGCUUCCGUGUUUGCCCUUCGUCUGGUGACUCCAAUAGAGGCAAUGGAAUUUUCAUGCUGUCUAUGGUGGCACUGUGUACUGGGCCUGCUUCUACCGCGACAUCCGGAAUCGGCUUUUGUCAUUCGACAUCGAAGUAGCCGAGAAAAUUAUCGCGAGUACCAGGCACUCGAUUCGUACGGAUGUUGAUUCUGGUAGCAGUUCGUCGGUAUAACGCCAGAUACUCCAGAAUGAUAAUUGGAUGCAAUCUCCUAGGCCGUA
Messenger RNA from Trichoderma harzianum CBS 226.95, 638 nucleotides. The record is from the annotation of a RefSeq genome assembly. NCBI's taxonomy places the organism in Eukaryota, Fungi, Ascomycota, Sordariomycetes, Hypocreales, Hypocreaceae.